UUACCCCCCACGCGUUUUCUUUCCCAUUGAGUCUCAAAGAAUACACCUACACCCAUCUGGGGAUGGAAGCACGCUCGAUCUCCCCACGACGCGUCCAGUUUCACACGGGCAUCCAGAAAGAAGUCCCAACCUCGAGUCGUUCCUAGGAGCACGAUUCGCCGGUCGCCAUAUCAGAAACGCCGCACUGUCCAAUGUCUUGCCAAAGCUUCCUCGAUAGAUAGUGACGGGUGCGUCCAGACUGCGACUCUCCGUCGUUUGCGGGGGGCUUUAUGCAAAGUUGAGUCAUGUAAACGAGAUGCGGGGUUUGGGAGGAUAAAGUCGACGGAAGAGAACUUUCUGAGGGAAAGAGCCGCCGGCGACGUGCGUUGAGAAAACCCAUUCUCGUCACGUACACCGCGAUGCGUUACGUCCCUGCCGUUUGCCACUCCAGUGACCAUCGUCUUCUAGCUCGCUUCCGGUUCAUGCAAACUUUUCCUCUAAAAUAUAUUCGGACAAGUCCGAUGGAGGAGAAGAACUCGGAUGAAACAUCUCUGAAGCAUACUUCGUGGGCGAUCCGGCCCUACCGCAAGCACUCGGGCGCUGUUUAAUUCAGUCCGAC
Mycena citricolor is the source of this 598-nucleotide messenger RNA. The record is from the annotation of a GenBank genome assembly. Lineage: Eukaryota; Fungi; Basidiomycota; Agaricomycetes; Agaricales; Mycenaceae.